Molecule: messenger RNA, 1389 nt
Organism: Debaryomyces hansenii CBS767
Lineage: Eukaryota; Fungi; Ascomycota; Pichiomycetes; Serinales; Debaryomycetaceae
Product: putative serine--tRNA ligase
Exons: 1
Coding region: 1-1389 (462 amino acids)
Biological process (GO): mitochondrial seryl-tRNA aminoacylation
Cellular component (GO): mitochondrion
Molecular function (GO): serine-tRNA ligase activity; ATP binding; tRNA binding
Source: RefSeq, a predicted model, not a curated record
AUGCUACGUCAUAGACCCUUAAAUGUAUCUUUCCGUAGAUACUCAAGCUCAUUCAAAAACACAACUGUCCUUAGGAAACCAAACUUUGAUUUGAAGAAUAUUAUAAAUAAUAGCGAAAAAUAUAAAGAUGCAAUAAUUCGAAGAAAAACUCCAGAGUUGAUUCAAAGUCUUGAAUAUGUAGUCACCAAUAGACCAAUUGAAAUUGAACUAACUAAUAGAAUCAAUACUAAAAAGCAUGAGAGGUCAAAAUUAAGUGAGGUUAUGAAGGAACUAAAGAACAAAGCACCUAUAGAGGUUAAGGAAGAAUUAGCUAAAGCAAAAAGUGAGUUGAAAACAUUGGAAGCUGAAAGAGACGAAUUAUCGCAAAAAAUACACAGAUAUGCUGAGUCUCUUCCAAACUUACUCGAUACAACAGUACCUAAAGAUACAUUGCAGGGGGAUAUAGUGAAGUUUAUUAAUUGUGCAUCGGAACAAGACGCAGUAAACUCCAUGCCCACAUCUAAAUUUGACCAUAAGACUAUUGGUGAAAAAUUAAAUAUUAUGAAUUUUAAUAUCGCCGCAAGAAUCUCUGGGUCCUCGUGGUACUAUCUCGUUGGAGAUGGUGCUUUAUUAGAGCAAGCAUUGAUUCAGUAUGGUCUUUCAAAAGCUCGUGUAAAUGGAUAUACUAUGAUUAUACCUCCUUCAAUUGUGAAGAAUGAAAUUAUCAGUGCAUGUGGUUUCAAACCUAACGACCAAAACGGAGAACAACAGGUCUAUCAAUUAACCAAUGAUGACUUAUCUUUAAUAGGUACUGCGGAAAUCCCAUUAGGUGCUUACCAUUCGUCCUCGACGUUUCCUUCAUCACAGAAUUACCCUAUAAAGUAUGUAGGUAUCUCCAGAUCAUAUAGAGCAGAGGCUGGAGCUCGUGGGUCGGAUACUAAAGGGUUAUACAGAGUUCACGAAUUUACAAAGGUUGAGUUAUUCCAUUUUACAACCCCUGACAAGGCUGCACAAGAAUUAGAAGACCUUAAAAACUUACAAAUUAGCAUAAUUGAAGACUUAGGUUUAAGUGCAAAAAUGAUAAAUAUGCCAAGUUCGGAUCUUGGAGCACCGGCCUUGAAGAAGUUUGAUUGUGAAGCUUGGAUGCCUGGGAGAGAAGGCUGGGGUGAAUUAACAAGCUGUUCCAAUUGUAGCGAUUAUCAGUCGAGGAGAUUAGGUAUUAGAUAUGAGGAUGGCAAAGAUGAAAAUAAAUUAAAAUACAUUCACACAUUAAAUGGAACUUGCGUUGCCAUACCUAGAGUAAUUGUUGCAAUAAUGGAGCAAUUUUAUGAUCCAGCCACUGAAUCGAUUAUUAUUCCAAAGGUCUUAAGGCCAUAUAUGGAUGAUAAAGAGAGAAUUUAUCAAAAUUAG